Molecule: messenger RNA, 2845 nt
Organism: Ruditapes philippinarum (Manila clam)
Lineage: Eukaryota; Metazoa; Mollusca; Bivalvia; Venerida; Veneridae
Product: ephexin-1-like
Exons: 12
Coding region: 703-2406 (567 amino acids)
Biological process (GO): activation of GTPase activity
Molecular function (GO): protein binding; guanyl-nucleotide exchange factor activity
Source: RefSeq, a predicted model, not a curated record
GCUACAUAACGCUAUAAGUAUUCAUAUUGUGUCAACAUUUUGUCACAUAGUAAAUAUAGGCAAACACAGCGUUCUUCCUCAUAUUUAUAUGUAGGACUAUUAUCUAUAUACAUUGAAUUUAUUGACAAUUUCCGGAACUAAAUAUUUAUACACACUUGUAUGAUUCAGUUAAGAGCUAAUAAAUGUAUAGUGAGUGGCCUGUUGUUAUUUUUGUGAUGUACAUGUAUUUUGUUCGUGAGAAAAGGAAGACAUUGUUCUAUUGAUUGAAUGGAAUAUAUUGUUUCUAUUUUUAGAUCAUAUGUGCCAAAGACAGAGCGAUGCUGUCAAAUUGCAAUUAACCAAUAAAACCAUUGGAAGAGAACGCUCGAUUUCUCAAGGGACACUUAUAGUUAUACCCACAUGUGAAGUACAGAUGGUUGUUGAUUUUAAUUAGAACAAACGUGUGAUGUGUUUUUUCCCUGGAAAUAGUGUUUUAUUUUAAUGUGAUAUGAAGCAGAAACAUAUGCUACUGUGUCAAUUAUAAUAACUUCGGAUGGAUUGCAAGAAAUGCUUAUUUAUAACCCAUGUGUAAUUUGAUUCCGUUUUAUACUUGACAGAUAAACAUGAAGUUUAAGUUUAAAAAAUAAAAGUGAAAUAUAAUAGUACAGUGUUCCACAAAUUGGUUUGCACGUAUUCUGAUAGCAGCGGAAAAAGGGAGGGAAAAUGGAUUUUUUUACUAUUUUGUUUACGUUGGCAAUCGUCUGCGUGGUGUUUGUUUUGAUAUUUGGAAAAGAGAACAUAAAAACUCUCUUGGAAUCUUUGUUUAUUGAAGAAUCCACGGAAACUAUAGAGGUAAUCGAAGAAAAUGUAGAAAUUGCUUUGGAAAAAUUCGGCAAAAGCCCAAGGCCAAUAUGGUCUGAGAUGCAAGAGGUUCAGUCAAGUGGCCUUCUGAAGACAAUCACAUCACAUGAAACUCAACUUCAUGAGUUGAUGUUCGAAAUCAUCACAUCUGAAGCAACAUAUCUGAAAAGUCUGAAGGUGUUGGAUGAGGUUUUUGCUAAGUCGGAGGAAUUCAGCUCCAACGAGCCGGGCAAGUGUGUGCUUUCCAAGCAGGAACGUCACGUAAUCUUCUCUAAUACAGAGGAGAUACGAAAAACAAGCGAAAGGUUCCUGUCAGAAUUAACAUCAUCUUGGAAGAAAUCGAUUAAAAUGCUAGAUAUAUGUGAUAUUAUAACCAAACACGCCAACAGUAGUUUCUCGUGCUAUGUGAUUUACUGCAGCAACCAAGAAUACCAGAAUAGAAUUGCUACAACUUUAAGAAAAAGGCCUGAUUUUCAGAAUGCCCUUGCAACAUUGGAGAGGCACGAGACGUGUAAAUCAUUAACAUUUGCAUCAUUCCUCAUUUUACCCGUGCAAAGAAUACCUCGUCUGUUGCUCCUAGUAGCCGCUAUAUGUGAACGUGUAGAUAAAAUAGAUAACGAGCGGAAAAGGAUGUCAGAUCUUGUGGCAAAUGAAAAUCAAAAUAAUGAAAAAAGCAGCAUCAAGAAAUCGGCAAUGUGUGCAAUGAAAGCUUUGAAUAAAGUUGCAAGAAAGAGUGACGAUGCUGUAAGAAAAAUGCAACAGACAGAACAGAUGAUCGAGCUAGACAAAAAGAUAGACUUUCCUCUCAAUAAAAUGACAAAAAUUCCAUUGAUCUCAACAUCAAGGUUCCUGGUAAAACAGGGCACCGUUACAAAGAUUGUCAACGAGGCAGGCAAUCGUAAAAUCUUCAGCAGCUCAAAACCUAGUAAAAAGAUUCGACAUAUUUUCUUAUUCACCGACAUGUUGCUAAUUACAAAGAAAAAAGGCGAGCGUUACAAAGUCAUAGAUUAUGCUAAGCGUAACAAACUGCUUAUUGAAGAAAUUGACAGUGUUGAUAAGUAUACACGAGUACUGCCCCUUGGUGUUCCGAGCGGUUGCAGCAAUUUAUUCCUACUGGUUACACUGGAGAACUGUGAGAAGAAACAAGUGGAAGACGUCUUUUCCUGUGAUUCUGCGAGUGAUCGGGCAAGAUGGGUUGAAGCUCUAACACCAAUUAAAGUGACCGAGAAUGAACAGAUUUAUGAGAACUGGGACUGUCCACAAGUGAGAUGCGUUAAAAGAUACGUUGCUAAGGAACCGGAUGAAUUGACACUGGAACUGUCAGAUGUUGUCAAUGUGUUCAAAAAACUUAAGGACGGGAUGUUUGAGGGUGAGAGAAUCAGGGACGGUGAGAGGGGCUGGUUCCCCAGCAGCUGUACCACGGAAAUAGAAAACGAUCAUGUUCGAGCACGGAACACCCGUAUGAAAUAUAAACUUAUGUCUGCAACAGAGGAUUAUGGGAGUGGGAGAACAGUGCGUAUCAAGGAGACGACUGAGCGCAUACAGAAUACGGCCGUACUGAUCUGAAGUCUCACUUCGGGGCCUUAUUUCUAUGCUUAUAAAUAUGUGUAAUGUUAAAAGCAAUAUUGUACUGCCAGAAAUACCUACAUUUCGUAUUGUCCUGCCGAUGUUGCAUUGAACUGAAGUAGAAUAAUAAUUAUAUGAGCCACGCCAUGACAAAACCAACAUAACGCGUUUGCGACCAGCAUGAAUUCAGACCAGCCUGUAUACAUGCUGUUCGCUGAUAAACCCUAUAAAAAGUAAAGAAACUGAUAGCGAACAAUAUGGAUAUUGAUCAGACUGCGCAGGCUGGUCUGUAUCCAUGCUGGUCGCAAGCGCAUUAUGUUGGUUUUGUCAUGGCGUGGCUCAAAUUUGAUCAUAUUUUAUAUGACUGUAUAUUUUUGAAAUGACUGUAUUAUGACGAGUACCAUUAUUUGAACAAAUUCACUCAGGUGUAAUUGUUUUU